Messenger RNA from Penicillium subrubescens, 1584 nucleotides. RefSeq lists its product as uncharacterized. The transcript has a single exon. Lineage: Eukaryota; Fungi; Ascomycota; Eurotiomycetes; Eurotiales; Aspergillaceae. The coding region runs from base 1 to 1584 and encodes 527 amino acids. The record is from RefSeq and is a predicted model, not a curated record.
AUGUCACAAACGGGUGUCAUGUCGCCCUCACUAAGAGUGUGGUUGGUGCCAAUCUUCAUUGCGUUGCUGGGCUGGUUCCUGAUCCCUCGAUAUAACGACCACAAAGCCAUCGAAUUGCUUCUGGCAAAUAACAGAAGCGCUCUCCUCUUGGCGAGCACUCCGCAAGGGCUUCUAGACAUCGACGAUGCCCUUGUAUCAGAAUCAAAUCCAGCACGAACAGAUGGCACAUUUGAUCACGAGCGUUGUGCAAGACUGCAUAACUAUCUCGUCGCGUAUGGAUGGAUGACCGCCCACGAACGAGAAUUUGACGAUCUUCAUGAACUGUUAAGCCGGCCCUCCUUUCUUGAACUCGAGCGCGGACAGCUCCCCAUGCACCGUUUUAAUCCAGAAUUGAUCUCUUUCAUGCAAUCUAUUAUCGACCCAGAUUAUAAAGACGGCCUAUUCUACUGGGUAAGCGACGUGGACAUGAGCCUAGCCGACUGGAUUUUCUUCCAAGAAGAGGAAAACUUCAUGGCCAACAAGGAGCGGUUUGUCAUCUUGCAUGCCUCGUGGGUUGAAAUCGGCUCACAUAAUGUCGGCCUUGUAUUUGAUCAAAAGCGGAAUCAGGCAGCGAUGCCCAUCGUGAUGGAGAAUCUCGAUAGUAUUUUGCCUGUCAAGGACCAUUUGGAUAUGUGGUUCCCGCUCGAGACGAUGCUGACCAAUUGGAUUCACAUGCUUCGCAUUGGAAAGGUCACUGCCAGUCCCGCUGAGAAGGAAUAUCCAACGGCAGUUGAACGGCUUGGAUCAUGGACAUGGCAUUCCUACAGUGCUACUCAGGUUGACAGCGCUGUGGUAGCUAUGGAUCGACUCUCGGCUGCAAUUGAGGCCAGGAUGUCUUCUAAGUCCCUUCUUACCGUCUCACGAGAGUCCCCUCUUCUGUCCGACGCAGAGCUCGAUGCCGCAUCUGUUGCCGAGGAGUGUUUCAUUCGCUCGGUUCUAACUAGAGUGAAAACACCGCGCUUCAAAUUCAUCGCACCGGGUCUGGAAGUACCGCACGAUGCCUCGGCGUUUGCAGCGCGCCAGAAGUUCACCGACGUUCCUCGCUAUCUUGAUCCUGACUGGGGCCGGAUCGCACCACCAGUGUUGAUUUUCGCGAAUACCAAGCGCACGAUACACUUCAACGAAGAGAUCAGAUGGUUAUUCUUCAAACAUCACGAUCCUAUCCCCUAUACCGACCGUGAUCGCAUUCCUGUGGGUCUAUACUCCGAGUUCACACAUCGAGGCGAGUACGAUGUUGCAGAGGAAGGGUUCCGCCUUUUGCUGCCUUUCACAUUUCGCCCCGAUUGGAAUAAAGAAGGUGCCAGAAAAAGCGAUGGGUCUUUGGUGUCUCGGGCCUCAGUGUCUGAGCUCUUCCAGUUUGGUUACCACCCUUUUGGGGGUGAGUGGCGGCCCCAGAGAUUUGAGAAGCUGAUGGAUCGGUGGCGGGAAUUGGUGGAGAGUGGUGUUUGGAGGGUUGGGAAGAAUGGUGUCAAGGGAGGGAUCGAUAAGUUUCAAGAUGCAGACUAUGGCCAUUGGAGAGAUUAUUGGAUUCCUCCUGAUUGGUGA